UGCACGCUCAAUCCAAAUAUUACAACAUUAAUUUGUCCAGUAGGUAUCAUGGUACCAUGGUGGGUGCUCAUCGUUCACUUCACAAGAACUUAAUGCAGAGGUUAGGCCGAACCUGCUUAGAUCAAAGCCCUUGCACAAUUACGUAUAAGGAACGGUAGGUAAGUGGUCUCUCACUCUCAGUCUCAUUCAUUAUUGAGGUUUUGCAAAAUGGCACUGAAGAUGUUGUUUCCACUGUCCACAAGACAUGUUGCAAGUCACACCGAAAUAUCUGCCCAUAUCCUGCACUGCACAUGAUGAUGAUGCCAUGUAUAUAUAUAUAUAUGUAUUAAUACGUAGUAGUAGAAACUAGUCAUCUUGUACGAGGAAAAAUCAAACUAGCUUUUUAUGUCCAUGUCCAUGGGAUCAAAAAAUAUCACUCCCCUUAUCCUCUUCAUCAUCUUCCUUAUUUCAUCCCAAUUUUAUUCUUGUUCCUCCGCACAAACUUGGAUCAGAGCUGGUUACUGGUACGCCGGUAGCGAGUCUCCGAUACCUGACAUCAACUCUGCCUUGUUCACUCAUCUUAUUUGUGCUUCUGCUGAUCUGAAUUCCUCCACCUACCAGCUCUCCAUCCCUUUCUCUCAAGAGCCAUCCUUCUCCAUCUUCACCGGUGUCGUCAAGCGCAAAAACCCAUCAGUCAUAACACUCUUAUCCAUCUGGAAUGGACAAGCUGCAACAGCUCAAUCAAUUUUGGGUCAGAAAGUUAACUAUUCAGUCUUGUCCUCAAUGGUCAACAAACCUUCUAACAGAAAGUCUUUCAUUGAGUCUUCAAUCAAAACAGCAAGGCUUUAUGGAUUUCAAGGUAUAGACUUGCUUUGGCUUUGGCCUAACACAGCCUCUGAUAUGAUCAACAUGGCAAAAUUAUUGGAUGAGUGGCGAGCUGCUGUGAAUUCUGAGUCAAGAAACUCCAGUGAUCAGUCACGGUUGAUAUUGACAAUGGCCAUUCGUUAUUUGCCUGCUUUCGAAUCGUUGAGUUACCCAAUUGAAUCUAUGAAGAGGAACUUGGAUUGGGCACAUGUUAUGGCAUAUGACUAUCAUCUGCCUUCUAAGGAGAAUGUCACUGGUGCUCAUGCUGCUUUAUAUGACCCGUCAAGCCAUGUUAACACCGACUAUGGUAUAAAGCAAUGGCUAAACAACUCAUUUCCUGCUAGCAAACUGGUUUUGGGUUUGCCUUACCAUGGCUAUGCGUGGACACUUGUGCACCCCAAAGACAAUAAUGGAGUUGGGGCACCUGCAGCAGGCACAGCUGAGACGAAAGACGGAUCCAUGAGCUAUAUGUACAUCAAGCGGUACAUUCGAAGCUACAGAGCUCCCAUAGUGUACAAUGCUACUUAUGUUGUGAACUAUUGCAUCAUAGGGUCGAGUUGGAUUGGUUUUGAUGAUGUGGAAUCUAUCAGAACUAAGAUUGCAUAUGUCAAGGAGAAGAAGCUACUUGGUACCAAUGUGUUUCAAGUCACCAAUGAUGACGAUUGGGCGCUUUCUCGGGCAGUUCAAGAGGAAGAAAAUGAUCAAGAAAACAAGCGGCGGUUAUUACUUAUAGUUUUGCUUCCAAUUACGUUGGUCAUAAUCCUCAUAGCCUUCGUGGUGUGUUACUUACAAAGAAAAUUGUUGAAGAUAAAAGGGAUGAUUAUUCUUGGGAAUUCAAAUCUAUCAAAUUCAAGGUCUACUACUACUAGUACAUCAGCUCUUAACAGUGAUCCUCCAAAUCUGCAAGCAUUCAGCUUUUCCAAUAUCAAAGCGGCAACAAAUAACUUCUCAAGUGAAAACAAGCUUGGAGAGGGUGGGUUUGGUCCUGUUUACAUGGGUAAAUUGCGAGGAGGACACGAAAUCGCAGUGAAAAGACUUUCGAAAACGUCAACUCAAGGACUUGAGGAAUUUAGAAAUGAGGUUACACUUACUGCAAGACUACAACAUGUAAAUCUAGUUCGAGUUCUUGGAUUUUGCACUGAGAAGGAAGAAAAAAUGCUGAUCUACGAGUACAUGCCCAACAAAAGCUUGGACUUCUACAUUUUUGAUCCUACCGGACGGUAUCUUCUAGACUGGACAAAGCGUGUGCACAUCAUUGAAGGGGUUACCCAAGGACUCCUAUAUCUUCAAGAAUACUCCAAUUUUACAAUUAUUCACCGAGAUCUGAAAGGUAGCAACAUUUUACUUGACCACGAAAUGAAUGCUAAGAUAUCAGAUUUUGGAAUGGCUAAACUUUUCAGAAAAGAUGAACUUGAAGCAAACACAAGCCGGAUUGUUGGAACAUAUGGCUAUGUUCCUCCUGAAUAUGUAAGAAAAGGUAUAUACUCUACGAAGUACGACGUCUACAGCUUUGGGGUUCUACUUUUACAAAUGAUUAGUGGAAGGAGGAGCACAUGUUACUAUGGUCCGAACAAAAGCUUGCACCUCUUGCAAUAUGCAUAUCUAUCUUGGAAAGAGGACAAAGGAAGAGAAUUUAUUGAUCCAUCACUGGAUGAUUCUUCUUCUUCUUGUAAAUUAUCGAGAUGCUUGCAAGUAGCUCUAUUAUGUGUCCAGGAAAAUCCGGAGGAUAGGCCUACAAUGUUGGAAGUUUAUUCCAUGCUCAAAACUGAUACUGAACCCAUUCCCACUCCUACAAAGAUGGCUUUCUCAGGAAAUAGAAGUAUGGAAAACAUAUCUACAUCGCAGCAAGGAAGUUGUUCAGUUAAUGAUGCACAAAUUUCCGAAUUGCAACCCCGAUGAAAUUACAGGCUCAGGAUAGGAGACAUUAGUUUUUCAUUUUCAAUGGUUGAGUUCUUAGGCUCAAGAAUGUGGGUGGUCAUAUACUCUACGAAGUAUAAAAGAUUUUAGCAACUUUGGAUUCUUCAUCUGGAGGCCUACAUGCUGUAAACAUUACAAUAUUUUGUUAAAUUAAAAAUUUGCAAUUCCUGUGCA
Messenger RNA from Prunus avium (sweet cherry), 2934 nucleotides. RefSeq lists its product as uncharacterized. Gene Ontology annotation, biological process: carbohydrate metabolic process; protein phosphorylation. The record is from RefSeq and is a predicted model, not a curated record. Gene Ontology annotation, cellular component: plasma membrane. NCBI's taxonomy places the organism in Eukaryota, Viridiplantae, Streptophyta, Magnoliopsida, Rosales, Rosaceae. Gene Ontology annotation, molecular function: protein serine/threonine kinase activity; ATP binding; chitin binding.